Ichthyophthirius multifiliis is the source of this 798-nucleotide messenger RNA. RefSeq lists its product as hypothetical. The transcript has 3 exons. The record is from RefSeq and is a predicted model, not a curated record. Lineage: Eukaryota; Ciliophora; Oligohymenophorea; Hymenostomatida.
AAUCUAAAUCUAAAUACUAAGAAUGUAAACUUAAAUAAAAACAGAUGGAAUCUACUGUUUCAAAUUUCAUAAGUUUAAAUGAAUAAUAUUACAGGCAUAUUUAAGGUCUUUGUUGGUGUUAUAUAUGUACAUGCGGUAAACAUUUGUCCAUUUAAAUAAACUCCUGCCUAAUCCAUUUACACACACGAUUAUGACCCCAAAAAGACACUCUAGAACAUAAAAUUCAACCCAAAAAUAUAUGAUGAUUAACACGGAAACCCUUAACAUCUUGAUAUUUUAACCAUAAAUAGGGCUGAUUACACAAAGCCUACCAAAGAAUCUUACGGAAACAGCCAAAGCUGUAAACCCCCAUAUAUACUUGAUAAUGAUCCUUAAUCUUUAGGAAGAUCAUAAUACAAAAGAGACUAUUUGGGAUGGGGAACUUCCUAUAUACCAAUAAAAGGAUCCCAUUAGAAAACUACUAUUGAUGGUUUGCCUUUUAAUGGAAGUACGAGUUAUAAUAGAAAUUAUAAAGGACUAUAAGGCCCAAAGGCAGAGCCUGCUGGUAAUAAUUAUACAUAGACUUGUAAAGGGGGAAUUCCUUUCUAGGGUUUAUCUACUAGCUAGUAGUUUUAUUAAGGAAUUAAACCAAAUGAUAAAGCUUUAGUGUAUAAAUAAAAAGGAGAGCUUUUUACAGGAGCACCCACUUUUUAGGGAUAGUUUAAAACGCUGUUUUAGAACGACUAUAUUGGAUAUAAUAAAAAUUGUCCAGUUAUUGAAUUGAGAUUACAAAGGUAAAUGGAAUAAAACGCAUAAUGA